AAUAAUGUCUCAAACUGAUCCAUCAUUUAAUAUCGGUAGUUGUUUAAGCGUGUAUAAAUUUCUACCGAUAUAUUUUUUCUUCUUGAUAUUUCAGUUGUUAUUGUGAAGUUAUUAUGACGUAUACAAACAACCACUGAUAUUAUAAAUUUUCGAGUGGUCGUAGUGAUGGAUGUAUGAACACAAGCUAUUUACGUGUUUUAGUACAUGGUAAUGCUAGGCUUAGCAGACUCAGUGUUUUGAACAUUUUAUGACAUUUUCGUGAAAUAAUUAAGAAAUGCCGUACGCCAACCAGCCUUCUGUUCAUAUUAGUGAAAUUACCAAAGAAAAUGUGAAAUUCUUUAUUGAAGAUACUGAUUUAAGUGUUGCAAACAGUCUGAGAAGAGUAUUUAUUGCUGAAGUAGCAACAUUAGCAAUUGAUUGGGUACAACUGGAAGGGAAUUCUUCAGUUUUACAUGAUGAAUUUAUUGCUCACCGUCUUGGCCUGAUUCCUCUCACAAGUGAUGAUGUUGUUGACAAGAUGCAGUUUUCACGGGACUGCACGUGCAUUGAUUUCUGCCCAGAAUGUUCAGUAGAGUUUCAGCUUGAAGUUAAGUGUCUCGAAGAACAGACAAAACAUGUUACAACUGCUGACUUGAAGUCUAGUGAUCCAAGAGUUGUACCUGUAACUUCAAGACAUAGAGAAGAUGACUCAAGUGAAUAUGGAGAAACAGAUGAUAUUCUUAUAGUGAAACUUAGGAAAGGCCAAGAGCUUAAGUUCCGUGCCUAUGCCAAGAAAGGUUUUGGAAAGGAGCAUGCUAAGUGGAACCCAACUUGUGGUGUUGCUUUUGAAUACGAUCCAGAUAAUAUAUUUAGACACACAACAUUUCCAAGGCCUGAAGAAUGGCCUAAAAGUGAAUAUUCAGAACUAGAGGAUGAUGCUUAUGAAGGAGAAUUUGUAUGGGAUAGCAAACCUAACAAGUUCUACUUUAACGUAGAAUCUUCAGGAGCCUUGAAGCCAGAAACCAUUGUGCUAUCAGGUUUACAUGUAUUAAAGAAGAAACUCAGUGAUCUUCAGACUCAACUUAGUCAUGAAAUGCAAAAUGAUGCUUUAGCUAUCAGUUGAAACCAUGAUUAUUUCUAGGAAUUUUGACAGACUUUUCUUAUAAAACAUUUUUAGAUUUGAAAACCAUGUAAUUUUUGUGUCAUUUCUCGUAUAAAAAAUGGUGAAUGUUGUAAAAAAA
Molecule: messenger RNA, 1220 nt
Organism: Limulus polyphemus (Atlantic horseshoe crab)
Lineage: Eukaryota; Metazoa; Arthropoda; Merostomata; Xiphosura; Limulidae
Gene: RpII33
Product: DNA-directed RNA polymerase II subunit RPB3-like
Exons: 7
Coding region: 275-1102 (275 amino acids)
Biological process (GO): DNA-templated transcription
Cellular component (GO): RNA polymerase II, core complex
Molecular function (GO): DNA-directed RNA polymerase activity; DNA binding; protein dimerization activity
Source: RefSeq, a predicted model, not a curated record